Molecule: messenger RNA, 2700 nt
Organism: Neocloeon triangulifer
Lineage: Eukaryota; Metazoa; Arthropoda; Insecta; Ephemeroptera; Baetidae
Product: chitinase-3-like protein 2
Exons: 7
Coding region: 156-1625 (489 amino acids)
Biological process (GO): carbohydrate metabolic process; chitin catabolic process
Cellular component (GO): extracellular region
Molecular function (GO): chitinase activity; chitin binding
Source: RefSeq, a predicted model, not a curated record
UGGAUUCGUCAUCGAUCAUCGGCCUUGGCUCGUCGGGUCGAGUAAGCGAGUAAACACAAAGGCUUUUAUACUCGCGCAAAAUGCGUAAUAAAAGGGUUAAUUAAGGCUUAGAAGAUGUGACCGUCGGGCGCGUGAUGUGAUUUUUCCUCGCCAAUAUGACCAACAUUCGUCCAAUGACUCAGGCCAAGUAUCAGCUGCUCGUCGAAAGCAGAAGAACCUUGUCCAAUGCAAAGUGGCCUAUUAUUACUGUGACCUGUCUUGCCUUGGGGCUGAUACUGGGAUCGUUAUUUGUUGUCCUGCAGCUGCUCAAAAACAUCCAGUUCAAGUCUUGGUAUGAACUGUCAGAAAAUGCAACCUACACGAGCAAAAGGGCUGAGUUCUACGCAAUGGCCUCGACCCAUCCAGGCAAAGGCUUGUCCCAGAUGUCCAUCUUUUCAUCCGAGCCAAAAGCACAAGUGCAUCAUCCAUCGAGGAACUUCCUCAGGAGCAACCGUAGCAGUCCCUACCCCAGCAUGGACAAUCAGCACCUUGUGUGCUACUACGCCAUCCACGUCGAAGACCCGUCCAAGCAGAUGCAGCCGGAGGACAUCGACCCCUUCCUCUGCACACACCUAAUCAUAGCAUUUGGGCAGAUAGAGAACUGCACUCUGCAGCCGCUUCUACCUGAGGAUAUGCAGAUUUAUGACAAGGUCGUCGCCCUCAAACAAACAAAUCCCGCCCUCAAAGUGAUGCUUUCUGUAGGCCAGUUGACCCCAGAAGGGGGAUUUUUUGACCUGGUCCAGUCUGAAUCAAAGAGGAAGAGUUUCGCUCGUCAAGCAGCAGCGUUUUUGAAUGAGCUGAAAAUUGAUGGCUUGGACCUGGACUGGGAAUUCCCAGAGUGGCCUCCUCCUGGCCACAAAGGGGUGGAACGCGCCGCCCUGUCUAGUCUUUUGUACACUCUUCGACGCAACUUUCGAGGUGGUCGACGCAGACUACUCUUGUCAGUGGCAGUGGGUGCCCCGAAGGCCAUAGCCGACAUCUCAUAUGACGUACCUUUCAUGGCAAAGUAUGUCGACUUUGUCAACCUGAUGACCUACGACUUUCACUCUUAUGUGUGGUACCUGCCAGUGACUGGCCAUAAUGCGCCAUUGUACUCCAAUCACUACGACAAGGGUCUUUUCACCACCCUCAACACCAAUUGGUCUGCAAAUUAUUGGCAUGAUCUAGGCAUGCCAAGAAGGAAAAUCCAAAUCGGCAUUCCAACUUAUGCUCAUACUUUUAGACUUGUCAACCCUGAAAACAAUGGUCUCAACGCUCCAGCAAUUGGAUUUGGUUCAAUCGGAGUCAAAGGAUUUGCACAUUAUGCAGAUAUUUGCAACUUCACCAGUCAACCUAACACAGGUGUCCGGUGGGAUAAUGAAAGUAAAGUUCCUUACGCAUUUAACAAUUAUGAUUGGGUGUCGUACGACAAUGUCACAAGUGUUGAACAAAAGACGACUUUGGUCAAGUCGAUGAAUUUUGGUGGCGCCAUGGUGUGGUCCUUGAGCCACGACGAUUUCUCCGGCAGCUGCGGCCAGGGAAAAUUCCCGCUGGUGAACAGAAUCAAAAAGGCCCUGCACAUCCGCCACUCGGACAUCAUGUUGUGACAAAUGGAGCAGGGCUUAGCUAAAGCCUUUGGUUUUGUGCCCUACCACAAGCCCUAACUUAAAAAUGAAGAUUGGUUUACUGUUGAUGUUCAGGAAAUAUAUUGAAACUAAUAUUGUUUGAAUUGUUACGCUUAUCGUCAGCCAAAAACGAAUUGCUACCUUGUUGACAAGCUUUCAUAAUCAAAUAACUUUUAAAUUACAGUAUUUAAAAUAACUUUGAAUAUUUAUCUGCUUCUGGUGAUAUUGCAACGGGCUUUACUGGUAGUGUUCAUAUAUGGAUCAGCAGUGCUUUUCCAGCCAAAAGAUUAAAAGUUUUUUCUGUCAAAGACUACUUGUCAAAAUUGCUUGCUGCUUUUAUACUCCGUAUUUAAAGUCAUUCCGCUGGUAGGUUAUUCCGUAUUUAUCCCUAGUCUUGUCAGCAGAGUAUUUUAUAUUUAUUCCCUAUGAUAUCAAAAUCACUUAUUGACUUUGUGACAGAUUUGCUCAGCCUGCGCUAUUUUACAGGCUCUUUUAUUUUUAUUACUGCUUGUUGAUUUUAUCAUAGACGAAAUAUAUUAAUACAAAUAUAAAAUCGCAGAUACCCUACUCCUGCAUGUACUGUUAGUGUGUUCUCAGAAGUUAAUCAUUAAAAGUCAGUGAUAACAAAAAUUGUAGCAAUAUCUUAUCUAUACAUAAACUUGAUGAUAUUAAUAAAAUUUGCCGACUAGACCCAGAUGAAAAUAAAAUUUGCGCAUGCCUUUAUUAUUCCUCUAAGGUUUAAAAAUUAUCAUAAUUAUUAAUGCACACACAAAAGAUCGAAAAUUAUUUCUGUUAAAAUUCAAAGAGUCAUAAGAGAAAAAAAAAUCGAAAAAAUCUAUCAUUAAACAACUUCUUGCCCCUUCAAAAAGAAUGAAGUAGAAGAAUGGCAAUACAAGUAAUGGAGACCAAAAAAAUAUAUUGAAACUGGACUUUACAUUAAUGAAAACCAUAUAGGUUGAAUUAAAAGAAAAAUAUAUUGUGCUCGUAGUACCGUUUGGACAGUGUGUAACGUAAUUAUGUAUGUACUUUCACUCGCUUCUCGCUCGCACUUAAAUUU